CAGAGAGUCAGCAGAAGGACUGUUGGACUUUGGUUUUGUUUGCCCAGGUGGCAGAGUGAGCAGCAAGGGUCAGUGCUGUGACUCCCUUACUGGCACAAACAUCCAAUAACGUCUUCUUUCUUUAUCUUGUCCAAUCAGAUUCGCAUUAGGAUGGGGCUGCAUCCCUGUGCUGGACUAUAAGAAGGGUGAGAGUCCUAGCGGGAGGCACCAUCCGGUCCAAAUUCUCCUGCCGCACAGGUGAGUCCACCUCUGUUUCAUUUUCUCACGGGCAUAAACUGCGUACGAUACACUGAGACACACAUCACGAAUUCUUUUUCUCUGUAAAACUGCCAGUGUUUAAAAACUGGUGCUGAAUAAUGGGAGGGCUGAACUUGAAUACAUUUUAAAGGAGAAAAAAAAAAAAGUCUGUACUGUAAAUAACGAGAUAUGUGUAGGAUUUGAUCCUGACUUUUCUGAAUCAUAUUUAUUUGUUAAGUUUUCACCGUAAUGCUUUCACAUGAAGUUACAGCAUAAUCAUCCCCAAUCCGUUUUUCUAGUCUUAUUAACAGAAUGUAAUGUCUUUUUUUUGUUUUGUUUUUUUGUUAUGUUUGUGAACAGUAAUUUGAUUUCCUUAGUUUUCUUCUUAUCAUCUCUGCCCUAGAGGUUCUAACGAAGCAACACGCAAAGCUCGAAGGCCGCAAGGCAGUUAUUGAGAGCAUGACAUAAAAGGCCCAUUGGUACAAGUGAGAACACUCAGACUUCAAAUUUCAAGGGUAUAAAAUCAUGUGUAGCUAUCGAAUAGGGAUAUUUCUCAUAUAACGUUUUGUUCACUUGAGUAAAGCAGUAGUGUUCUUCAUUUUUCAGUUUACUUGCUAAGGACUGUGCGCUGUGGUUCACAUUACUGCCAAUCAUCUUCCAAAGCAUGUUGAAGGCUUUUUACGUUUUUGAUGCAGUACUGGCUUUUGAUAUCUUAACUCACAACUGAUUUGCCACUUAAUGUAACCUUAAACGUGACACUAGUAUGGACUACACGUGAUCCAUAUUGCUGUGAUGGCUAACAUUUGACAAACCAAUUUCUUUUCUUCCUCUUUAAUUCUUUAAUCCCUCUCAAUCCGAAGGAAAACUCCAGCAAUGAUUUGUUUACUGACUUUCAAGCAUCAGAGAUAUAACCACUAUAUUCUAAACUAACACUAAACCAAUGGAAGUGGCUGAUUCCUUUCUAUAUUUUAUUAGUUAAUUAUUAAAAAUAAUUAUAAUUUUAAAGAGAAAAACUAUUCCCUGAUGCAUGGGUGGUGAGUGGUAUAUAAAAAAAAAAAUCAAAUUCAAGGCACUUAAAUAGAUCAAAUUAAAAAAAGUAAAAAGCCUUUAAUAAAUAUGGGCUAGUACAUUAUAAAAAUAAAGCAGCAUUGGCACACUUGCCUUCCUCAGGGUGUCGCACAAGAAAUUAUCCACUUUUCUCCACUCUUCUUCCUCUCACAUAUUAUAAAAUAUCUUAUUGUAAAAUCAAAUCAAUGUACCGAUAGUUUAAAAAAAAAUCUUUGGUCACACCACCUUGAAUAUUUGUUUUUGCUGCUCUUUGCUCGAAUCAAUAAAAUAACAUUAACUACGUUUGGGCACGGAGGUUCAGUCUUGACUCCUGCUGCUGUGAUGCGCUAGAUAAAGUUGAUAAGUUAAUGUUUGGGGUUUGGACAAACACGCAGGAACAAAAUAAUAUUUAUUUUAUUACCACGUGACAAAAAGACCGUCUGGGUUUCCUAGAAAAUGUGCCAGCUUUUAUCAGUGAGUCAUCUUAUUGAGCAACAGGAGGCCUUCUUAAUAAACAAUCUUUCUCACUAGAUCCAGGGGAAAUUAUUGGAAGAUUUAACUAUUUAUUCAGUAAAUGAUGUUAAAUAGAUGAUGGACGAACUUUAAACUUAAUGGAAAAAAAUAAUUGUGCUUUCAGUCAGCACAUGUAUGGUUACACUGCAGCAGAUUAUAUAUGAAGAGAGGACAUUAACAUCAGCACAGUAGCAUCAGGUUAUAACAUCUUUGACCAUACAGAAUAAUAACUAAAUGUUUGUUUCUCUAGGUCUUCUCCAGUCAGCAGUCAUGAAAUUCUCCCUCAUUGCAGCCAUUGUCCUGUUUGCUCUGGCACAGGGAAGCUUUUCACAAGAUGAUACCAAUCUUGAUAACCUCAGCCAAUACUUCGAGGACCUGAAGAACAAAGUGACUCAGGAGCUGACUGAGUUGAUCAGCAACCAGGACCUGGCAAACCAGGCUCAGACCUUCCUGGAUGACAGGAAAACCCAGCUGGAGCCCCUGGCCUCUCAGAUCCAGGAUCAGCUGAGGACUGCUGCCGCCAAUGUGGAGGAGCAGAUCAAACCCCUGGCUGCCAACGUGCAGGCUCAGCUCAAGCCCAUGGUCGAUAACUUCCAGAGGCAGAUGGAGGCCAUCCUCCAGAAGCUGACAGAGCAGGCCCAGGCCAUCAGCAACUAAACCAGCUGUCCUUCCAAAAGAUGCAAAUGUGCCAUCACAACACCAUCUUCUCUGUCGUGGACUGAGUUAAUGACGCUACUUGCAUUUAUGGCUGGCCUGAAAGUGCUGGCAUAAGUAUGACAUCCUAAAAAUGUGUUUCAGUGCUCGUUAACAUUGAUAUUUAUUAUAUCUGUCCAAAAGCACAAUUAAAAACUUUGAACACAGUUUAAUGGUUCUGACUGGAUUUCAUCUGCGUGUGUAUAUGAUGGGUGCUUAUUUUUAAUCACUUUACCAAUUGGAGAUCUGAAUUAUUUUUAUCUAACCAGCACGAAAUUUAACAACAUUUGGGAUCACAACUCUUACAAUCAAAAUGGUAUGAGGGAAUCGGAACAGGCUUAUACUUCAGUAAUAAAUCAGUCAUUUC
This is a messenger RNA of Xiphias gladius (swordfish), 2857 nucleotides long. Its product is annotated as type-4 ice-structuring protein LS-12-like. The record is from RefSeq and is a predicted model, not a curated record. The transcript is spliced from 3 exons. The coding region runs from base 2032 to 2454 and encodes 140 amino acids. NCBI's taxonomy places the organism in Eukaryota, Metazoa, Chordata, Actinopteri, Istiophoriformes, Xiphiidae.